This is a messenger RNA of Boleophthalmus pectinirostris (great blue-spotted mudskipper), 1154 nucleotides long. RefSeq names its product Ts translation elongation factor, mitochondrial (gene tsfm). Gene Ontology annotation, biological process: mitochondrial translational elongation. The record is from RefSeq and is a predicted model, not a curated record. The coding region runs from base 85 to 1014 and encodes 309 amino acids. The transcript is spliced from 6 exons. Gene Ontology annotation, cellular component: mitochondrial matrix. Lineage: Eukaryota; Metazoa; Chordata; Actinopteri; Gobiiformes; Gobiidae. Gene Ontology annotation, molecular function: translation elongation factor activity; protein binding.
GUGUGCCGUACGCAGCGUGGCUCAAUGACAUUAGAGCAUUUGAUUUGAGUUUCGUAAGAAACACAUUUGUGCACAUUUCUAAACAUGUCUCUGGGUUUGUUAUUCAGAUCUGUCUCUAAAGGAGCGGCCAGGGCGUGCAUGGUGGGUCCGGUGCAGUCCUUACACUCAGGAUGUCCGCUCUUCGCUGCAGAAAAAGCUCUUCUCAUGAAACUGAGGAAAAGCACCGGAUACACGUUCACAAACUGUAAGAAGGCCCUGGAGAAGUUUGACAAUGACAUCACACAGGCCGAGUCGUGGCUGCAUGAACAGGCCCAGAAGGAGGGCUGGAGCAAAGCAAACAAACUGGAGGGUCGCAGGGCCAGAGAGGGGCUGGUCGGUGUGUUUGUGGGAGACAGUGAUGCAGUCAUGGUCGAGGUGAAUUGUGAGACCGACUUUGUGGCUCGUAAUGAGAAGUUUCAGGAGCUGGUGAAGGCUGUCGCUUUUGCCACUUUGGCUCAUCACAAAAACAAACCUCAGAAACACACUGGAUAUGUCAAGAGUCUUCUGGGAGGAGAGGACCUGAGCAAACUCACUCUCACUGAAGGAGUCACUCUCGCCGACCACGUGGCUUUUGUAAUCGGUCGUCUUGGUGAAAACAUGUCUGUGAAGCGCGCGGUGACUCUGGGCGUCCCUUCAGACUGGCACAUCGGCUCGUACGUGCACGGCUCUGUCCCCGGGCAGGCGGAGGUGGUGAUGGGGCGGUACGGAGCCCUGGUGGUCUUCCAGGGAGGUCCGGCCGGAGAGGAGGGGGCUUUGGGGCGUAAACUGGGGCAGCACGUGGUGGGAGAGGCCCCCGUGGCUCUGGGGAACAUGGAGGAUCUCCCGUGCGGAGAGGGAGAGACUCGACUUUUGGCACAGACAUUUUUGGGCGACCCGAGCCGAACCGUAGCACAGUUUCUGAAAGGGAAGCAGGCGCGAGUUCUGGACUUUGUGAGGUUUCAAUGUGGGGAGAAAUCAGGGGAAGAAGGACAAUAAAUAUUUAGUCAGUUACAAAUGGAAUAUAAUGUAUGCUAAAUGAAUUUCAGCAAAUGUAUGGGUCAAUUAAAUAAUUUAAACUGUCUCACAAUAAAUGAUCAUUGUCAUUUUAUUGAAUUAAAUCUCGACUGGUGAAUUUC